Messenger RNA from Hordeum vulgare subsp. vulgare (domesticated barley), 3150 nucleotides. Its product is annotated as receptor protein kinase-like protein ZAR1. NCBI's taxonomy places the organism in Eukaryota, Viridiplantae, Streptophyta, Magnoliopsida, Poales, Poaceae. The transcript is spliced from 2 exons. Gene Ontology annotation, molecular function: protein kinase activity; ATP binding; protein binding. The coding region runs from base 489 to 2888 and encodes 799 amino acids. The record is from RefSeq and is a predicted model, not a curated record. Gene Ontology annotation, biological process: protein phosphorylation.
AGAGUCAACCUUUUAUAUAUCUGUCGCGAUCCGGUCCAGUCUGGGCUAGCCACAGCAGCACGAUGGCACCACGCACGUCCACCAAAAGAGGCCACUCAGACUCAAUCUCGCUGCGCAGGAAUUAGUAGUCCAUCUACUCCUUGGCCAUUGGCCACACACAAACACAUGAUUUGCUUCCCACCCCGGGCCUUGCUUCCCUUCUACUCCCCUCCACCGCCGCUCUCCCUCUUGCUUGGCACCCAUGGCCGGGCCACCACCGUAACCACCUCCACACUACCGGCUCACUGGCAUGCAUGCAUCCAUCCAUCCAUCACUGCGUCACCAACCUCUCCAAAGCUUUUCUCGAUCGCUCAAGAACCCGUGCCAUGGUGCUCAGCCCGUGGGUGCGAAAAGAAACCACAAAAGAGUCGAACCUCAACACAAACAGUGCUACACCGACUAUAGUAACUUACUAAGCAUCAUUGAGCGAGCUUGCUAAUCAAAUCAGCAUGCGCGGAUCCAUAGUUGGUAGCUACCCACGGUGCAUGCAGUUUGGCCCAGAUAGAUGUGCAUGCAUGCCUGUCCGCCAGUAUCAAUCACGCCUUAAAUACGCUUCGCCAACCGGGCGCAACCACAACCACCUCUCUCUCUCUCUCUCCAGUGCACGCACGGUGACACGAUUAUUGCAGAGGAUGAGGAGCCUACUGCACUCCUCACUCGGAAUCCUGCUCCUCGUGCUGGCCACGUCGCCGGCGGCGGCGGCGCUGUCGCCCGACGGCCUCGCGCUGCUGGCGUUCAAGUCCGCGGUGACCGACGACCCGACGUCGGCGCUGGCGGCGUGGUCGGCCAACGACACCGACCCGUGCCGCUGGCCGGGGGUGGCCUGCGUCAACACCUCCUCCUCCGAGGCGCGCGUGGCGGGCGUCGCCGUCGCGGGGAAGAACCUCUCGGGCUCCCUCCCGCCCGAGCUCGGCUCGCUCGCGCUGCUCCGCCGGCUCAACCUCCACGGCAACCGGCUGUCCGGCGCCGUCCCGCCAGCGCUCUCCAACGCCACGUCCCUCCGCUCCGUCUUCCUCUACGACAACAACCUCACCGGCGGCUUCCCGGCCUCGCUCUGCGACCUCCCGCGCCUGCAGAACCUCGACCUCUCCAGGAACUCGCUCGCCGGCCCGCUCCCGCCGGCGCUCGGCCGCUGCAGGCAGCUGCAGCGGCUGCUGCUCUCCAACAAUGGGUUCUCCGGUCGCAUGCCGGCCGCCGCCUUGCCGCUGAUGGAAAGCCUGCAGCUGCUCGACCUGUCAUCGAAUUCCCUCACCGGCGCCAUCCCGCCUGAGCUCGGCAGGCUCCCCGCGCUGGCCGGCACGCUGAACAUCUCCCGCAACCACCUCUCCGGCGCGGUGCCGCCGGAGCUGGGGCACCUCCCGGCGACCGUCACCCUCGACCUCCGCUUCAACAACCUCUCCGGCGAGAUCCCGCAGUCCGGGUCCCUCGCCAGCCAGGGCCCCACGGCCUUCCUCAACAACCCCGGGCUCUGCGGUUUCCCGCUCCAGGUCCCCUGCCGCGCGGCCCCGCCGUCGGCAUCAACCACGCCGCCCCCGACCACCACUGGCUCCAGCGGCAGCGCCGGUGGGCCUAGCCAGCCGAUGAAGACCAGCCUCAUUGUGCUCAUCUCGGUCGCCGACGCGGCCGGCGUCGCCCUCAUCGGGGUCAUCGUGGUGUACAUAUACUGGAAGCUGCGCGACAGGCGCCGGGACGGCGACGACGACGACGAGGAGGAGGGGCGAGGUCUCUUCGCCUGCCCGUGCAUGCGCGCCAGCACGUGCGGGGACUCGUCCGAAGGGUCAGACGCCGGCGGCGGCGAGAAGAAAUGCGGCGGCGGGGGCGGGGGCGGGGGCGGUGCCGGAGGCGAGGACGGGGAGCUGGUGGCGAUCGACAAGGGGUUCCGGAUGGAGCUGGACGAGCUGCUGCGGUCGUCGGCGUACGUGCUCGGGAAGGGCGGGAAGGGGAUCGUGUACAAGGUGGUGGUGGGCAACGGGACGACGCCGGUGGCCGUGCGCCGGCUGGGCGGCGGCACGGCGGCCCCGGAGCGGUACAAGGAGUUCGCCGCCGAGGCGGGCGCCAUCGGGCGCGUGCGGCACGCCAACGUGGUGAGGCUGCGCGCCUACUACUGGUCGGCCGACGAGAAGCUCGUCGUCACCGACUUCAUCAACAACGGCAACCUCGCCACCGCACUGCGCGGGCGUUCCGGGCAGCCGAGCCUGUCGUGGUCGCUGCGGCUGCGUAUCGCCAAGGGCGCGGCGCGCGGGCUGGCGCACCUCCACGAGUGCAGCCCCCGGCGGUACGUCCACGGCGAGGUCAAGCCUUCCAACAUCCUCCUCGACGCCGACUACAACGCCCUCGUCUCCGACUUCGGCCUCGCCCGCCUCCUCACCAUCGCCGGCUGCGCCGACUCCGCGGGCGCCGGCGCCGGAGGCAUAAUGGGCGGCGCCCUCCCGUACGUCAAGCCCCCCGCGCCGGACCGCCCCAACGCGUACCGCGCCCCGGAGGCCCGCGUGCCGGGGUCUCGGCCUAGCCAGAAGUCCGACGUCUACUCCUUGGGCGUCCUCCUGCUGGAGCUGCUCACCGGGCGGUCGCCCGAGCAUGCGUCGCCGUCCGGCUCCUCGGCGUCGUUCUCGGGGCCUGCCGCCGAGGGGCAGCAGCAGGCGCCGGAGAUCGUGAGGUGGGUGCGGCAGCGGUUCGAGGACGCGCGGCCGCUGUCGGAGCUGGCCGACGAAGCCGUGCUGCGGGACGCCGGCGCGCGCAAGGAGGUGGUGACCGCGUUCCACGUCGCGCUAGGGUGCGUCGAGGCCGACCUGGAGCGGCGGCCGCGGAUGAAGGCCGUCUCCGACAGCCUCGACAAGAUUGGGUCGUGAGAGCAGCGCGCGCGCGCCUCGUUGCCUUACGAUUACGAUUGUCAGUUGUCAUAAUUGGUUAUCACCGGAGAAUGUUUCCUUUUUUUCCUUUGCACUUACUUCAAUUUUUCAUGUUAUUAUAUAUAUACUAGCAGUACAUUACUAUAUCAUUUUUAGGAACCUUCGUGUAUUUUUCGUUUCUUCUCUGAGCCUUCUCCGUUCUUCAAGUUUAUUUUGAAUGUUAGGAGAUGUACAGUGUUUUAUAAGAUAAUUUUAUUUUAAA